AUGAACCAACGCAGUAAAAACCUUGUGCUACUUACACUUUCAAAUGGCAAUCAAAACUCCGUUGAAGUGCAAAAUUUAGCCAAAUCUACAAGGAUGCCAUGUUCUGAACAUACAUUGUCUCAUCAUACAAAUUCCGAGAAACAAGUAGCACCAGCCAAUCUAGAUGACCUUACAACAACUACUCCAGAGCAGGAUGAUACUACUUUAGAGAACCCCAGUAACUCUUCGUCUAUUUUAUAUGCCACUAAUGAAACGAAUGAACGAAAUAAUAUCGACUUCCCAACAGGUGAUUUAUCCGGCACUGAUUCAGGAGAUGAAUACAGGCCUGACCCUCGUGCAAGGUCGUCUUCAUCCAGUAGCUCCAGAAGCAGUUCCAGCUGUAGCUCCAGUAGUAGUUCCAUUGGCAAUUCAAGUAGCAGUUCCAGUGAUACUCCUGCUGAGAAUAAUAAUUCUAAAAAUGAGAGUCUUUUUAACGGGCAUAACCAACCAGAGCAACCUAUAACUAAACCAAGAGGCAGAAAGCGUACGCGUAAUCCAACGACCUGGAAAAAGAGUGUUGCUAAGCGAUUAAAAAAUUCUGGUCAAACUUAUAUCUCAGUAAACACCAAAAAACUAAAUCAAGGUAGGACAAUGGGACCUUCAUGUACCUCAAAAUGUCGGUUAUCCUGUGCUGCAAAAUUUACUGAACAAAAAAGGACGGAAAUAUUUAAGUCUUACUGGAAGUUGGAGAGUGUAGAAAGGCAACGGGGUUUUUUAAACGCUUGUACAAGAACACUAAAAUGUGCUUACCCCCGCAUAAAGACUAACAAAAUGUACGACAGAAAAGAAAACACUGCAUAUUACUUGCUUAAUGAGAAUAAAGAGAUCCACGUCUGUAAAACUUUUCUGAUCAACACUCUGGGUAUCACACAACGGAUAAUACGGACUGUUAUCGACGGCAAAGCACGGAAUGAUGGCUUUACGCCACCUGAUCAACGAGAAAAACACGGAAAGCAAUGCAAAUUGCAACCUGAAGUUAUACAAGCAGUAAAGGACCGUAUCGAAUCAAUUCCAAAGGUUGAAAGUCAUUAUCUCAGGGCUAAUACUAGCAGACAAUUCAUUGAUGGGGGCAUGGGGCAUGGGGCAUGGGGGGGAUUUGACAGUCGCAGAAUUGCACAGAAAUUAUUCCGAAAUUCAGAAGCAACAAAACAAGCCUAUUGUAAACUACGACGUCUACUCACUGAUUUUCAACCAAGAUAUUAA
Parnassius apollo (apollo) is the source of this 1242-nucleotide messenger RNA. Lineage: Eukaryota; Metazoa; Arthropoda; Insecta; Lepidoptera; Papilionidae. The record is from the annotation of a GenBank genome assembly.